This is a messenger RNA of Aplysia californica (California sea hare), 1243 nucleotides long. RefSeq lists its product as uncharacterized. Gene Ontology annotation, cellular component: transcription regulator complex; nucleus. The record is from RefSeq and is a predicted model, not a curated record. NCBI's taxonomy places the organism in Eukaryota, Metazoa, Mollusca, Gastropoda, Aplysiida, Aplysiidae. The coding region runs from base 172 to 894 and encodes 240 amino acids. The transcript has 2 exons. Gene Ontology annotation, molecular function: DNA binding. Gene Ontology annotation, biological process: regulation of transcription by RNA polymerase II.
UCCCAUUCACACGAGCGUCUGUGGCUGGGAGUGGCGGGUUCCCGCCACAGAGUGGCGCCACUGAGUCGCUCGUAGCCAUUCAUACGGGCCACUCGGUGGCGCGUUUUUCAUUCGUCAGUGCUGAGUGCACGCACUUGGAGCUUGUGUGUGGUUUUUCAACAACGUUGCAACAUGACAUCGUUUGAUACAGACCGUUUUAUCAUAGAAAUCCAGCGACGACCCGCUCUGUGGGAUAGCAGAUGUGCUGAUUACGGCAGUCGAAUGAUAAAAGCAAAGGCAUGGGCUGACAUUUGUGAAAAUUUCUUUGACAACUUCCAAGAAAUGGAUUCAGGAAACAAAUAUAAAGCAGCUGUUGAACUGCAGAGGAAAUGGAAGAGUUUAAGAAAUUCCUUCAGGAGGGAGCUGGCAAUAUCCAAAAAACUGAAGUCUGGCUCUGCAGCAGACACCGGCAGAAAAGAAUACAUGUACUUCCAGAAGCUUUCUUUCUUGCUGCCCAUUUGUCACGACACCAAGUCACAAACUGAGGGCGCUUCCGAUUCCGACUGUUGUGCACAACAGGACAGUAACCCAGAGAUUGCUGCGGGUCCUUCUCGUCCUGUUCACCAAACUAGGAAGAGGAAAUCAACAAGUUCUUCAAGUUCAUCAAGUGAGGACCUUCUUUUACAGACUCUCGCCAAAAAUAUUGAGAGGAAAAUAAAGGGGCCUGAGGAUGCUGACAGACAUUUCUUACUUAGUCUUCUACCUCACUUCAAAAGUAUCUCAGACAAUAUGAAGUUGGAGCUUCAAGGAGAAUUUUUAGCUGUGCUGAGUAAGUACAGACAGCGGACUGUAUCAGCCAGACAGCAAUUUUCGCCUACACCAACUGAAGUCUCUGACCCCAGCUCAGCUCCAUAAUUUCUGCAAUCCAUUUCUUUCCCAUACAUGUACAUCUACAACACAAGGCUGGUAGUGCCAAAUCUAGUCUGACCAACUGUCCAACAGAUACCAACUGAGCUUCGUUCAGUUGACACAAUUUCAGCUUCCCAAGCCACCCCCCCCCCCCCCGGGGUGGUGCUACUGACUGAAUGUCUUUAAAGGCUAUUCCCAAAGGGGGGACAUUAACCAUGUUCUUAUGCACAGUAGAAUUGUAAUUGUAAAUGGGCCAAUUCAUCAAUGACAUGCUCAUAACUCUGUGCCUGAACUGCAACAGGGAACUGCUGCUUUUUCUUUCCUAAUCCUUACUAUCGUCAUUUCCCUCUACUUC